Oncorhynchus nerka (sockeye salmon) is the source of this 3516-nucleotide messenger RNA. Its product is annotated as protein C19orf12 homolog. The coding region runs from base 136 to 561 and encodes 141 amino acids. Lineage: Eukaryota; Metazoa; Chordata; Actinopteri; Salmoniformes; Salmonidae. The record is from RefSeq and is a predicted model, not a curated record. The transcript is spliced from 3 exons.
AUUCUAAUGGAACUCCCUCAAUGCUCGGGAAAUCAAGAAUGACGCUUGAAAAAACCUCUAGUUUUGACUGGCAUUGAAGCUUCAUAUAAAUAUAGCAAGCAGACAAUAUACAAGGAAUUUAAUUCAUCAUCAAGAAUGUCGCAACGAAUUAACGAUGUUGUGCGGCUGUGUUGCGAGUUAUCUGCAAACCAACAGAUAAAGACCACAGUGAAGGGAUCUUCCAAAGGGGCGGUGGCAGCAGGAGGACUAGCCUUUGCAGGAGGACUGGUUGGAGGCCCCCUUGGCAUCGCUGUGGGGGGUGCGGUCGGUGGCCUACUGGGAUGCUGGAUGACCAGUGGACAGUUCAAGCCGCUGCCUCAGAUCAUCAUGGAGCUGACCCCGGUGCAGCAGCAGAAGCUCUACGAUGACAUCAUGGCCAUCAUGGGCGAGGUCCAGUGGACCGACAUGGCCCAGCUGACUGCCCUGGUCAUGGGCAAUGCCACCCUACAGCAGCAGGUGACCGCUGCCCUCCUGGGCUAUGUGACCAAAGAGCUCCAGGCAGAGGUGCACUAUGUCGACUGACAAGGCCUCUAUCAGAGAGCACAUCUCUUUAGGGUUUUCAAAGGAAAAUGGAAACGAUGACAUUUUGCACAAUGUCAAAGGACAAUUUAAAAAUGAAGGACAAGAAAUUAUUUAUUAAAAGUGGGGCUGUACACUCAAGGAUGAAAACCUCCAUGGUCUGUGAGAAGGGAAGAAGCCACUGAUUGAAAGUGCAUGAAAUGAGUUGUGGCUAAUUAUUUCAAGGGUUUGUGUGACUAUGUAUUGACUACCUGAGCUAAAAAUUGUGUGAAAAGAAAUACAACCUUUUAAUUCUUUCAAUUCUGUACUCCUGGAUGUCACUUAUAUACAUCUGUGAAAGCUGGCACUUAUCAAGUAAGUUGUUUCUCAUAGACUGGUGUGCUCUGCAAGUUUAACCAGUGAGAAUAUAGGGGCCUAAAUUAGACCGCCUAACACUUCUUGACGGUUUGGUCAAUCAUACUUAGACCGCAGUCUUUUUAUGCAUUUGGUGCCAAAGAUCAAGAUAAUUUAAAUUAGUAAAAUGUUGACAAACUCACAUUCACAUGCUGAUACACCGGGAUUCACACCCAUCUGAAAUGUGUUGAUGAUUGUAAUAUUAUCAAUGAUUAUAGAGCAGGGGUGGGCAAUAUACGGAUCCGGCCCGCGAGGCUAUUCAAUCUGACACGGGGGAGGUUUGAGUAAAAAGAAUAUAUACUGAACAAAAAUAUAAAACGCAACAGUUCAUAUGAGGAAAUUGGUCAACUGAAAUAAAUUCAUUAGGCCCUAAUCUAUGGAUUUUUUUACAUUUUAAAUGACACUUCUCCAGAACCACUUACAGUAGUGAGUGCAUACAUUUUGGUACUGGUCCCCCGUGGAAAACAAACCCACAACCCUGGCGUUGCAAGCACCAUGCUCUACCAACUGAUUCACACAGGACUGGGAAUACAGAUAUCUGUUGCUCACAGAUACCAAAAAAGAAAUGGGCCUCACAAUUGUCCUUAGGAUCUCGUCACAGUGCAUUCAAAUUGCCACUGAUAAAAUGCAAUUGUGUUCGCUGUCCGUAGCUUACGCCUGGCAAUACGAUUGCCCCAUAGUGGCGGUGGGGUUCUCUGUUUACAACGUUGACAUCAAUAAACUGCUCGCCCACAUGACGCCAUACAUGUGGUCUGCGGUUGGGAGGCCAGUUGGACGUACUGGAGGACAUUCCUGAGGUCAGUAUGGCAAUUGCAUGCUACCUCAAAACUUGACACUUUUUUUUUUGGGGGGGGGGGGAUUAUUUUUGGGGAAAGAAACACUCCAGGCCAUUCUUAAACAUCAAACUAUAUAGAAAGUAUGUCAAAACUGUAAUGGACUCAUACAUUUUCAUGGAGCUGGCAUUGCACAUGGUCAUUUUAGGAUUGUGUGUGGCUGCACGGCCAUGGAAACCCAUUUCAUGAAGCUCCCGACGAACAGUUCUUGUGCUGACGUUGCUUCCAGAGGCAGUUUGGAACUGGGUAGUGAGUGUUGCAACUGAGGACAGACCAUUUUUACACGCUUCAGCACUCGGUGGUCCCGUUCUGCGAGCCUGUGCGGCCUACCACUUCGCAUCUGAGCCAACUUACAGUUGACCGGGGCAGCUCUAGCAGGGCAGAAAUUUUACUGACGUGUUGGAAAGGAGGCAUCCUAUGACAGUGCCAUGUUGAAAGUCACUGAGCUCUUCAGUAAGGCCAUUCUUCUGCCAACAUUAGUCUAUGGAGAUUGCAUGGCUGUGUGCUAGAUUUUAUACACCUGUCAGCAACUGGGGUGGCUGAAAUAGCCAAAUCCACUAAUUUGAAGAGGUGUCCACAUACGUCUGUAUACAUAGUGUACUAGAGAGGGAGGGAAUGGAGCUCCAACUUAUAUCCCACAACAACUGUGUCGUCGCCCGGGAACUCGUUAUAGGAAACCUCCAGCUUGAGGUGCGCGGGUCCGUUCCUAAUCCUCCCCGAGGCAUCCUAGUGGGAGCCGUGGCAGGAGCAGUAGUAGUGUGUUAUGAGUUCCCGGACGUUUUCCUGGACUCACUGCUCUCCUGGGAGGACUUCUUGGGGUCUAGUAACUCAAGAUGACAGUAAUCUGAGAAGACUGGGACCUUGAGGUCGGUGUGGGCCAGUGGAGGCUGGUGGGAGGCGCUAUAGGAGGACAGGUUCAUUGUAAAGGCUGGAAUAGAAUUAAUGGAACAGUAUAAAACAUCAAAGAUUUGGAAACCACAUCUUUGCCUCAGUUCCAUUUAUUCCAUUCCAGCCAUUACAAUAGCUUCUCCCACCAGCCUCCACUGGUGUGGGUCAUGCGAAUUCCACCAGGGGCUGCAUAUGAGACAUAAAAUGUAAAAUAACAACAACAUUAUGUUCACAAUUUAAGAAAAUGGUUCAAGUUAUUAGACAGGUUCUGGGCAAUUCCACAGUAAAAGACUCAGAUGUUUCACUUUAAAAUGUACACCAAACAAAAACCAAUGAUUGCAAAGUGAAACUAUGCACAAUGACUAUACAAUUUGAUGCAUAAAUUGGAUUUAUAACAAUUUCCACUGAAAAUUUUACAAAAGCGUUUACUUGAAGAACAAGAAUGACUGUUUGCAUAUUCUGUACUGUUCUUCAAGUAAAUGUGUUUGUAACCUUUUCAGUGGAAAUUGUAUGCGUAGAAUUUACAGAAAUAGUAGCAAAAGGUGAAUGUUUAAAUUCUGUUGCACACAUAUCCAGUAAAAAUGUUGGAUUACAUUAUGAAAAGAGUUUGACUGCAGAAUCUACCAUGUUGUCAUGUGUUGCUGCCAUGCUGUGUUGUUGUCUUAGUUCUCUCUUUAUGUAGUGUUGUUUUGUCUCCCUUGUCGUGAUGUGUGUUAUAUUUUUAAUCCCAGCCCCUGUCUCCGCAGGAGGCCUUUUGGUAGGCUGCCAUUUGUAAAUAUGAAUUUGUUCUUAACUGACUUCCCAAGUUAAAUAAUGGAUAAAUAAAUAAAUACAAAUAAAUGUA